CCACGUCCGAAGCAGUGAGUUGCUGCUGCAUCAGCUAUGGUGUCAGUGAUCAACACCGUGGACACCUCUCAUGAGGACAUGAUUCAUGAUGCCCAGAUGGACUAUUAUGGCACCCGCCUAGCAACCUGCUCUUCGGACAGAUCCGUCAAAAUCUUUGAUGUACGAAAUGGAGGGCAGAUCCUCAUUGCAGACCUCAGAGGACAUGAGGGGCCAGUAUGGCAAGUAGCCUGGGCCCACCCCAUGUAUGGCAAUAUACUGGCUUCCUGUUCCUAUGACCGGAAAGUUAUUAUCUGGAAGGAGGAAAACGGGACUUGGGAGAAGACUCAUGAGCAUUCGGACUCCUCAGUGAACUCUGUAUGCUGGGACCCUCACGACUAUGGCCUGAUUUUAGCCUGUGGGAGCUCCGAUGGGGUCAUCUCCCUGCUGACCUAUACAGGGGAAGGCCAGUGGGAAGUGAAGAAGAUUAACAAUGCUCACACGAUUGGCUGUAAUGCUGUCAGUUGGGCCCCUGCUGUUGUGCCUGGAAGCCUCAUAGACCAACCAUCAGGGCAGAAGCCCAAUUACAUCAAGAAGUUUGCAUCAGGUGGCUGUGACAACCACAUCAAGCUGGGGAGGGAGGAAGAAGAUGGCCAGUGGAAGGAGGAGCAGAAGCUAGAGGCACACAGCGACUGGGUUCGAGACGUUGCCUGGGCCCCCUCCAUUGGCCUGCCCACCAGCACCAUUGCCAGCUGCUCUCAGGAUGGUCGAGUGUUUAUUUGGACCUGCGAUGAUGCCUCAGGCAAUAUGUGGUCACCCAAACUCCUGCACAAGUUCAACGAUGUUGUGUGGCAUGUGAGCUGGUCCAUCACAGCAAAUAUCCUGGCUGUGUCAGGUGGAGACAAUAAGGUGACCCUGUGGAAAGAAUCUGUGGAUGGACAGUGGGUGUGCAUCAGUGAUGUCAACAAGGGCCAGGGUUCCAUGCCAGCCUCCAUCACAGAAGGACAACAAAAUGAGCAGUGACAACACAGGUGGCUGGUCUUGUUUCUAGGA
Messenger RNA from Phodopus roborovskii (desert hamster), 1029 nucleotides. RefSeq names its product protein SEC13 homolog. NCBI's taxonomy places the organism in Eukaryota, Metazoa, Chordata, Mammalia, Rodentia, Cricetidae. Gene Ontology annotation, molecular function: protein binding; structural molecule activity. Gene Ontology annotation, biological process: positive regulation of TOR signaling; protein import into nucleus; COPII-coated vesicle budding. Gene Ontology annotation, cellular component: nuclear pore outer ring; COPII vesicle coat. The record is from RefSeq and is a predicted model, not a curated record.